This is a messenger RNA of Fukomys damarensis (Damara mole-rat), 352 nucleotides long. RefSeq names its product EP300-interacting inhibitor of differentiation 3-like. The transcript has a single exon. The record is from RefSeq and is a predicted model, not a curated record. Gene Ontology annotation, cellular component: nucleus; Smc5-Smc6 complex. Lineage: Eukaryota; Metazoa; Chordata; Mammalia; Rodentia; Bathyergidae. Gene Ontology annotation, biological process: DNA repair. The annotation marks the transcript as partial.
GGCCAUGCCUACCGAGCUGUUGCACCCCGAUCCCGGCAAGCCCACGGAGCAGCGGGUGGAGCACAUCCUGGGGCUGCUGCAGGCCUACUUCCGCCGGUUCCCCAGCACGCCCGUGUCCUACUUCGAGUUCGUGGUGGACCCGCACUCGUUCGCGCGCACCGUGGAGAACAUGUUCCAUGUUUCCUUCAUCAUAAGAGACGGCUUUGCAAGAAUGGCGCUGGACCAAGACGGGCUGCCGGUGCUAGAGCCCGUAGACCCCAGCCAGAUGGGUGAACACAUGCCCAGCAUCUACAGCAGGAAGCAGGGGGUUAUAACCUUGACUUUGCAGGACUGGAAGGAUAUCGUGGCCACU